AUGUGGUGUCAAAGAAGAGGAUACCCAGGACAGAGCAGCCUGGAGAAGUCUGAUAGAACUGGGUCUCUGGCAAAGACCCGCUACCCGAGCAGGACACAGCGGAGAAAGAUCCACAAAACUUCUACAUGGGCUAAACUUUCAGUUUAUGAGCAAUUUAUAUUCACGUUGGUCAGGAUCAAAAGAUUCCCUAGUCUCAAGAUGUUAUGUGAUUUAUUUGGAGUGUCAGAAACUAUUGGCAGCAACAUAUUCUUGACAUGGGUGAAGUUUCUUGAGAAGGAAUUAAAGUUAUUUAUUCCAUUUACCACUUUGAAAGACAUGGAAGGAAUAACCCGGCCUAAAGUUUACGAAUCUAAUCCAUGUCUUCGUGCAAUAAUUGAUUGCACAGAAUUCUAUAUACAAAAACCUUCUCUUCCUUCAAGUCAACGUCGGACACAUAGUAACUACAAAGGCAGAAACGCCUUCAAACUAUUUAUUUCCAUGUCACCGCUUCUACAUAUCAACUAUAUCUCUACAUUGUUCAGUGGUUGCAUAAGCGACAAGGAAAUCAUCAAGAGAUGUGGAUUUUUGGAAGAGUUAGCUGCAGGGGAUGAAGUCAUGGCUGACAAAGGAUUUAAUAUCCAGGAUUUACUUGCCCUUCAACAUGUCCGUUUAGUUUCACCUCCAAUUAUGCAUAAAGGUAAUGUUGGCACUGGUGCAAAAAAAAUGACAAGGAGAGUAGCUACAAAGAGGAUUCACAUUGAAAGAAUUAUUCAACGACUGAAGUCAUUUAGUAUAUUACAAGGUGUAAUCCCAUUAACAAUGAAACCACAUAUUGAUUCUGUUGCGUCUAUCUGUGCAGCAUUGGUUAAUUUGCAACCACAGAUUAUUGCAUCACCUUAAAAACAUUGUAUAUAGAAGUUUUAAAAAAUAUACAAUAAAAUAUUCCUUUGUGUUA
Messenger RNA from Xenia sp. Carnegie-2017, 934 nucleotides. RefSeq lists its product as uncharacterized. The record is from RefSeq and is a predicted model, not a curated record. Lineage: Eukaryota; Metazoa; Cnidaria; Anthozoa; Malacalcyonacea; Xeniidae.